CUCUGGAAAUCCCUGCUCACAGGCACGUAGCACUCACACACAAUCACAAGCACUGACUGCGGUCAGACCUCCUCAGCAUCUGUGCCACGUUUCUCCUCUGAUUCCCCUCCUCUCUCUUCUCUUUUCUCUCCUCCACCUCCUUUUCCUCCUCCUCCUUUCACUUUCUCUAGCUGUUCAACGCUCCUUCCACUGCAGCUCUGACUCACUCAUCUGUUCCUUUCCCAUCAACGCCGAGCUGAACUGCACGACCUGGAAACAUGUCCUCCAACCUGCCACCUGGGACCACUACAGGGGCUGCCAAAAGCAAGCCCCUGUCCCCCUUCAGGAAGCGAGGCAGCCUGCAGUAUGCAACCAGCACAGCUUUACUAGCUGACCUCCGUGGUAAACGCCAUCUCCUCACCUCCCAGCACUCCCUCCCUGGGAUCCCAGUGGCACUGAAACAGUCCAUCGACCUGCGUACAUCUAUGGAUGGGAAAUACAAGGAGAUUGCAGAGGAGUUAUUCUCUCGCAGCCUGGCUGAGAGUGAGAUGCGUAGCGCCCCCUAUGAGUUCCCAGAGGACAGCCCCAUCGAACAGCUGGAGGAGAGACGUCAGCGCCUCGAACGACAGAUCAGCCAGGAUGUCAAGUUUGAACCCGACAUCCUCCUGCGAGCCAAGCAGGAGUUCAUGAAGACCGACAGUGCCACAGAUCUGGAAUACAUGAAGGAGCAGAGUCAAGUUCCUGACCUGCAAGAGAGAGAACUGAUUCCAGAGAGAGAGUACCAGAGAGUCACUAUUUCUGGAGAGGAGAAAUGUGGGGUUCCCUUCACAGAUCUGCUGGAUGCUGCCAAAUGCGUGGUGAAGGCUUUGUUCAUCAGACAGAAGUACAUGGGUCUGUCGCUGCAGAGCUUCUACAGGACCACCGCUCGCUACCUCCAGGAGCUCAGUGAGAGACCCCUGGACCUGGAUGUGUAUGAGGAGGAGAUCCCCGAGACCACAGUCACUGCAGAUGCCACAGUGCACCCACCUGUUUCUGAAACGCACCCCUACGAGAACCAGGACCCCGCCAGCAUGCCCCCCGACAUGGGGUACGGGUGCAAAAUGGUGAACGGUGUCAUGCAUGUUUACACUACGAGGAGCACAAUGGACAAGAGCACAGAGUUGGACCUACCAUAUCCAGAUCUACAGGAGUACAUCGCUGAUAUGAACGUCAUGAUGGCGCUCAUUAUCAAUGGACCAGUAAAGUCCUUCUGCUACCGUCGUCUGCAGUACCUCAGCUCCAAGUUCCAGAUGCACAUCCUGCUGAAUGAGAUGAAAGAGCUCGCAGCACAGAAAAAAGUCCCACAUCGAGACUUCUACAAUAUCCGUAAGGUCGACACACACAUCCACGCGUCUUCCUGCAUGAAUCAAAAACACCUGCUGCGUUUUAUCAAAAGGGCCAUGAAGAAGUAUCCAGCAGAGAUCGUCCAUGUGGAAAGAGGGAAAGGUCAGACACUCAUGGAGGUGUUUGAGAGCAUGAACCUCACAGCCUUUGACCUGAGUGUGGAUACUCUGGACAUGCACGCAGACCGAAACACUUUCCAUCGUUUUGACAAGUUCAACGCCAAAUACAAUCCCAUUGGCGAGUCCAUUCUGAGGGAGAUCUUCAUCAAAACAGACAACCACAUCGAGGGGAAAUACUUUGGCCACAUUAUUAAGGAGGUGAUGGCAGAUCUGGAAGAGAGCAAGUACCAGAACGUAGAGCUCAGGCUGUCGAUCUACGGCCGAUCCAGAAAUGAGUGGGACAAACUGGCAAAGUGGGCCGUCAAACAUCAGGUCUACUCUAAUAACGUGCGCUGGCUUGUGCAAGUACCACGACUCUUUGAUGUUUACCACACAAAGAAACAGCUGUCCAACUUCCAGGAGAUGCUGGAGAACAUCUUCAUGCCUCUGUUUGAAGUGACAGUAAACCCCAGCAGCCAUCCAGAGCUGCACCUUUUCCUACAACACGUCGUAGGUUUUGACAGUGUAGAUGAUGAGUCGAAACCAGAGCAGCACAUCUUCAACCUGGACAGUCCACUGCCAGUCAACUGGACAGAGGAGGACAACCCACCCUAUUCCUACUACCUCUACUAUAUGUAUGCAAACAUGACUGUGCUGAAUCACCUGCGCAGGCAGCGGGGAUUUCACACACUUGUACUUCGGCCUCAUUGUGGAGAGGCAGGACCCAUCCAUCACCUGGUGUCUGGUUUCAUGCUGUCAGAGAAUAUCUCUCAUGGUCUGCUGCUCAGAAAGGCUCCUGUGCUGCAGUAUCUGUACUACUUGGCCCAGAUAGGCAUUGCCAUGUCCCCCCUCAGCAAUAACAGCCUGUUCCUCAGCUACCAUCGCAACCCUCUGCCAGAGUAUCUGUCCAGAGGCCUCAUGGUCUCUCUGUCCACAGACGAUCCACUGCAGUUUCACUUCACCAAGGAGCCCUUGAUGGAGGAAUACAGCAUCGCAGCUCAAGUAUGGAAACUGAGCUCAUGCGACAUGUGUGAGCUGGCAAGAAACAGCGUACUGAUGAGUGGCUUUUCCCAUCAGGUAAAGAGUUACUGGCUCGGCCCGAACUACAUCAAAGAGGGACAAGAGAGUAACGACAUCAGGCGCACUAAUGUUCCAGACAUCCGUGUGGCGUACCGUUACGAAACCAUGUGUGAGGAGCUGAAUUUAAUCACACAGGCUAUCCGCACAGACGAGCUGGAGACCAUCGAGGAAGAGGGCAGUCUGUGCAUGGGGGCUGUGCAGGCGGAGAAGUGAAGCCGCUGCACAGGAAUUAACCUUCUACAUUCCCUGUUUACACUCUGCAACUCUGUACAGAUUUACAUAUCAACAUAUCACCCCUGUGGAAAGAAAGAAACUUUUUUACAAAGAGACUACCAGAGAAUAUGAGAGAGGACCUACAAUGUGUAAACCCCAUGUGUUUAUUUUAAAGUUAUUCUAUAUUUUUCACAUCUUCUGAUCUAUUUAUUUCCACGGCCUCCUGCUGUCAGCGUGUGUGUACCGUCUGUGUUUCCUGUAGCAACCUUUGAAUAACACAGUAUUUACAUGAAAAAUUCAACAGAUGUAUUAAUGAUUGAUGAGGUAAUAAACUCAGACACUGAAUAUAUCAAUGACAAACUAAAGUCAAUUUUUCAGGUACAUUUUGUCAAUAACUGCUGAGGACACUGAGGUCUGUCCAAUAUGUUUACAUUAUCAGGUAAAAAUGUGAUCAUGGAGUAGAUUCCUGUUCAGGAUGAUUCCUUUAUUAAAUGUUAAUUUCUUUAUUGACAACAAAUAUAAGAAAAUAAGGAAAUGAGCACGGAGCAUGAUUAUCAAACAUCAUUUAAACCUUUAAAGAAAGGAAAACAGUAAUUCAUCUCGUACUUAUUUAACCUUUAUUUAAUCUCAAGACAUACUGAGAGAGACGCAUCCACACAAUGUAGCAGGGAACUACGAGAAAAAGGUGCUAAAACAAUAAAAAGGAAAGAAUAAAACCUAAAGACUAAGUGAAGGGAUUACAGCAAGAAGCUUGUGUGAGACAGAUAAAAAAAACAAGAGGACACAGCAAAUAAACAAUGAAAAAUAUUAAGAAUAAUUAAAGCACAACAAAUAUAUCAGUUAUGGCAAGAAAAUAAAAUAUUUAAAUGGCCCUGGAUGCAAAAAUGAAACAUUCUUAAGCUUUCUUUUUAGUUUGUGGGUACUCGACUAAAAUGUCCUUAGGCAUUUCACAUGAAAGACUUCUGUAAACUGGUAUUUCUCUCUGGAAAACUGAAGAUCGUAGUGAAGUUUCUGAUUUUUUCAAAGCCGGAUUCCUUGUAGUAUUGGGAUAUAAAUGACACAUUUCAGCAGAAACGGUCAGUUUUGAGAAAAGUAGGAGGAUCCAAUUUAUGACCUCAGUGUUUCAACGACCCGGAUUAUUCACAGCUACAAGCUAAAACGACUAAAAAUGACAGAUUAAAAACACUGCACUUUUACUGUCUGUACUGUUGACAUUUUUACUGUGAUGACCCACAGGACAUACCUCAUAAACCUGCUGUCUCCUUUACAUCUUCUCUGUUCCUGGUGCAUCUUCUCUGUGAUGCGUUUAACUACUCAUUUCCCCCUGCUGCUCCUUGUGAAACUCCUGCUGAUGUUUUUGACAGUAUUCACAGUGAAUCUGUAGGGUUGCAUGAAGGCAUGUCACUGUUUUCCUCUGGUGUGCAGUAAUGCUACAAACACGUAGCAUCUGAUUAUGCUUACUCUUCAUUUGUGACAGUUUCCUCUAGCAGUCUAAGCUUUAACACUGAUUUACCACCUUUACAAACAAACUGUGUCUUGGUAUCAGUGCAGUGAAUGAUGCAUGAAUUCCUUCACCGUUUUUCUUCAACCAGUGCCAAAUACAUGAAUAAGCAAAUCUGUGAAGAACUGACAGUUGACUUUUUAACUCAUGUCUUUGACUUGAGUUUUCAAUGGGGCUACAUGUUGUCCUCCCAGACAAAUCUAUGUGAUGUUUGUGAAAUAUUAUUUAAUGACAUUUGUGUCUGAGAAAUAAAUGUUGUUCUCACUA
Sphaeramia orbicularis (orbiculate cardinalfish) is the source of this 4521-nucleotide messenger RNA. It is a transcript of the gene ampd2b, whose product is annotated as adenosine monophosphate deaminase 2b. Gene Ontology annotation, biological process: IMP salvage; AMP metabolic process. The transcript has 19 exons. Gene Ontology annotation, cellular component: cytosol. Lineage: Eukaryota; Metazoa; Chordata; Actinopteri; Kurtiformes; Apogonidae. The coding region runs from base 258 to 2753 and encodes 831 amino acids. Gene Ontology annotation, molecular function: AMP deaminase activity. The record is from RefSeq and is a predicted model, not a curated record.